Molecule: messenger RNA, 4805 nt
Organism: Strongylocentrotus purpuratus (purple sea urchin)
Lineage: Eukaryota; Metazoa; Echinodermata; Echinoidea; Camarodonta; Strongylocentrotidae
Gene: syvn1
Product: E3 ubiquitin-protein ligase synoviolin A
Exons: 14
Coding region: 94-2097 (667 amino acids)
Cellular component (GO): cytoplasm
Source: RefSeq, a predicted model, not a curated record
GGAGAUAAAUAAUGUUAACGAAACCUUGAAAGAAUCAGUCUCCAAUUCGAAUACGUACGGUACGCUGUGGUAGAGACCACUAGAAAUAUCAAAAUGAGGGGAAUUAUGCUAACAGCGACCAGCUUUGCGCUUACAGCUGCUGUCCUGGGAAAUGCCUAUGUUCAGAAAAAGCAAUUUUAUCCUUCCGUAGUGUAUAUUACCAAGUCACAUCCAAGUUUAGCGGUGCUAUACCUACAGGCAUUUGUCCUGGUUAUACUCAUGGGAAAACUCUUCAAGAAAGUGUUCUUUGGCCAGCUCAGAGCUGCUGAGAUGGAGCAUCUGAUAGAGAGAUCAUGGUAUGCUGUGACAGAGACAUGCCUCGCAUUCACCGUGUUCAGGGAUGACUUUGGUCCGCGGUUCGUGGCCAUGUUCACGCUCCUUCUAUUUGUCAAAUGUUUUCACUGGCUAGCAGAGGAUAGAGUUGAUUAUAUGGAAAGAAGUCCAGUCAUCUCCUGGGUAUUCCAUAUGCGAGUCAUCACUCUUCUUGUGGUUCUUGCAUCCUUUGACCUGUUGUUCAUCAACUAUGCCUACCACAGUACUUUAACCAAGGGAGCCUCUGUGCAACUUGUCUUCGGGUUUGAGUAUGCCAUCUUACUGACUGUGUUAAUCAAUGUGUUCUUCAAGUAUGUCUUGCACACCAUUGAUCUACAGAGUGAGAAUCCAUGGGAAAACAAAGCUGUGUACAUGCUGUACACUGACCUCAUAAUGGGUUUUAUCAAGGUGUUCCUUUACACAGCGUUUGUUGCCAUCAUGAUCAAGAUUCAUACCUUCCCUCUCUUUGCCACCAGGCCCAUGUACUUGGCUAUGAGGUCUUUCAAGAAAGCUGUCCAUGAUGUCAUCAUGUCUAGGAGAGCCAUUAGGAACAUGAACACACUGUACCCCGAUGCUACCGCUGAAGACCUUGCCACCACAGACAGCAUCUGCAUCAUCUGCAGAGAGGACAUGGUGGCUGGAGAGCCCGGUGCAGGAGGAGGAGGGACCUGCAAGAAGCUUCCCUGCAACCACAUCUUCCACAGCAGCUGCCUAAGGUCAUGGUUCCAGCGCCAGCAGACGUGUCCCACAUGCAGGAUGGAUGUCCUGAGGCUGUCCGUGGCGGCCGCAAGCCAGAGGCUCAGGCAGCAGGGGCAACAGCAGCAGGGUGGUGUGGGGCAGCAGGGACAGGCUGGGCCAGGUCUGGGGCAACAAGGCAAUGGACAAGUGCCACCUGUACCAGGGCAAGGUAUGCCCCCUUUUCCACCAAACUUCCAGUUCUGGCUUCCUCAAUUUCAAGGAGGAGUCCCCUUCCCUCAGCCCCCUGUACCCCCACCUCCCUCCUCAGCUGCACAACCGGGAGCUUCUACUGCAACCUCCCCCACCACCACGGGAGCUGCAUCACAAGGCACAUCACCUGGUACAUCACCUGGAACUAGUACGGCCACACCCACAUCUUGGGGUACUUCUCUGCCAAACUUCCCCCCUCCCCCAAACAUGGGUGCCCCUGGCAUGGGUGGUAUGCUACCCAACAUGUUCCCCUCGAUGAUGCCUCCAUUCAUGAUGCCAUUUGGUAUGUCACCUCCGAUGCCCCCUCCCAACUUCAGCGGUCUGUCAGACGAGGAGCUGCAUGCUAUGGAAGGCAUGGAGAGACAGCAUGUACAGGCUAGGAUUGAAUGCCUGAAAAACAUCCAGUCACUCCUCGAUGCUGCAGUCAUUCAAAUGCAGCAGUACAGCACACUCAUCUCAGGAUUAGGUAUGCCAACUGUACCUGUCACACCGGCUUCCACCCACACUACAUCAGCCACGUCUACAGUCCCCACCCCUACAGUACAGACAGGGGAGUCACCUGCCCCGCCUUCCUCACCCAUUAACCCAGAGACUUUAACAUCGACGGCCGCCCAGCCCAGCGAGUCUAGUAAUGAUUUGUCUGACUUAGAGGGCGCUGUUGGCUUCACAUCUCCAGCCAAAGAAACCAAGGAUGAUGCAGCAGAACCCGCAGCGGAGAGCCCGGAGGAACAGGAACGCAACGAGGUCAGGAGAAGACGGUUACAGAGACUCAGUAGUAGUGAAACAUCAACUUCGUGAGAUUCCCUGUUCUCAUUUCAUUCCUCCAAUCACCAUAAAGGACAUUAUACUUCAUCACCAUGGAAACAUUGCACGAAACGGUCAACAAGAACAGUUUGGGCAUGGUCGAUGGACACAGAGCUGAUUCGAGAGUCAAGGAGCUUACUCCGCUUCGUUUAUUGGUUUUCUCUUCAAUCUACCAAGUACUGUAAGCAGAGCAUAAAAGAUUUCAUGAACAGCAUUCUGAAAAUUCUGUAAUCUUUUGGUUCAUUGAGAAGCAUGUUAAUUGUCAUAACAAAUUAAAUUUAUGUCAAGUAGACAUUAGUGCUUACUGGUACACAGAUGCUCGGAGCAAAAAUUUACCAAUUACUUUUCCUUAUUUCAGUUUGUUAUGACUGUCAACAUACUUUCAAUAACUCAUAACAUUGAUUUUAGAAUACCGCUCCAUUAUGGUAUUGUGCAUAGAGAUGCAUUUAUCUUUACCAGCUAGAAGUUAGUAUUGGUAUUAGUUUACUUCCAUAAUUUUUUUUGAAUAUAUAGUAUAAUCAGUAUUUUGAAUUAAUUGAUUACAAAGUCAAAUCUAAUCUGUAUGUCAACAAAUUUGAUUCAUUACCGAAUGUUAAGAAUAUGUGUGAAUUCCAAUAAAUGCAAUAUUGCUGCACUCAUAUUGAGUCAAGAAGUAAGAGGUAGACUUGCUUGUAGCAUUUGUGAGCUAAAAUCUAGACUUUUUAGUAGUUGGAAGGGGUUUUGGGAUUAUUCACAUUCAGUUCUACUAUUUCAUGUUUAAGAUAUCAGUUUUUAGUUUAGACAAAAUUAUGUAAUCGCAGUGAUGAAUUCAGACUUGAUCAGUAAUUUGGCAAACUGCAGUGUUGAUCUUUCUCGUUGAAAUGUCUGACUUACCUGGUCCUCUGCUAGCCUGCUUGGUAAAGUUUCCUGCACAUUGCACGAAGUCCUCUAAUUCAGCUGUGUUGCCUCUGUUGAUUAUAUGUUUCUGUUUCUACAAAAGGCUUACAAUUCAAUUUUUGUUUAGUGCUCUAGUAAAAUCAAUUUGGAAACUUAGUAGCAGUAUUACAUCCAUGAUAAAAUUUUUGGAGUAUCACAUAUUUUAUUAUUUUAGUGUUCAAAGAUAUCCACUGCAGCAUGUAGCAUAUAACAAAAAGAAAACUAUAUUAUUAUAAGCAAUACGUUAAACUCAAAUAAAGUUGAAUCAAUGUGACUGCAUGAGGCACAAAAAAAUGUAACCUAGAAUCCAAAUAGUGCUGCUACUGCUAUCAGCAGUAUAUUUCAUCAAUCGGUACAACAUUUGUGGCUUUGUUGAUACUGUAAUCUGACACAUAUCUUUCUUUAUUAUAUUAUAGAGAUACAAAAAAAAUGCAUUCUUAUCAUUUAGGUAUAAUAAUGGUAACAUUCUGUACUACAUAUCACAGUAUGAUGUAAUGUGCCUCUGCACUUCCAAUGAGCUCAAGAAACGAUCACCCUUGCUUUUUCACAUGCAGGCAUUAUCAGUGCACAUUGCAUUUCAUGAAACAAUCCUACCAGAUACCCAUUUACUUCACCUGGGUUGAGAGUGGCAAAUGUAGAUUAACGUCUUGCCAAAGGUAUUAGUAUUGUGUGAGGGCUUUAACCCAUGACCUUGGCGUCAAACGUCAAGUGUUUAAACCACUCUGCCAUGUGCAAGUAGAGGAUGUUUUUUUGUUUCAUUUUGUUUUCUUCAAAUUUGGUUUUAAAAGAAACUAACAGUGCAAUCAGCAGUACAAAAACAAAGUCAAUAUUGCAUCAAAGUACAUGUAUAUAUGAUUUGAAUAUUGUUAUAAAAUUUGAACUUGUUUUAUCGGUAGAAUGUGGUGCUGAGAAUUAACUUUUCUUUCAUGGAAGGGUAUGUGUGAUAGAUGAGAUGAAUAUCAAACUUUUUUUUUCAUGAUUUUUCAAAUAGUGUAAAUUGUGAGUUAUACAAAUAACGUGGAUUGUAGAUUUUAUAGUUGUUAUUGAUUUAUUUUUAUGGAUUUGCAUUUCAAGAGAACCUGAUUGAUCAUCAUUCUGAAUUGCUUGAUUAGAUUAAAAAUUGCUUGAUUUCCUAACUUGUUAUUCUUAAAAUUUAUUUCUUAAUAAUUUGGUUUUUUUUUGCUCAUUACUCAGUUAUACUUUUUAAGCCAACAUUGUUUGGAUAUGCCAUCUUUGAUACUCAGUGUGAUAUUAGUUUGAUUCUGUGAAAAUGUAUUUCCUAUCAUUACUAGAAUUUCUAGAGCACAAGAUUACCCUUAUUUUUUGUACAAAUACCAGUAUCCUUAAAUGAUGUACAAUUUUUUUUUUCAAGGAGAUUUAAAUAUCUGUCAUGUUAAACUUUCAUGGACUAUAUUUGACAGAGUUGUGUAUCAGAUAAAUGGCUGCCAUACCGCAGAGGUUACUUGUAAAAAAUUAGAAAUAAUCUGCAUCUCAUAAUUGAGAUUAUCUCUGUUUAACUAUAUGAAAGUGUAACUGUGGCAUGUUGGUUACUUAAAAGCUUGAAAUGAUAACAUGAUUUAUAUACACAAAUAUGGGUUUAGGUACAACAUUUAUUCAGCACUUUAAAUGGCCAUUUUAUGUUCUGUUCUUUGUUUUAUUGUAUUGUUACUCUUAAUAAAUUAUAUGUAUAUAAUGUAGAUUUAAUUCAAUGGACUUACUGAAGACUUACUAAUACUUGCCUUUAAGAGAUGCUCCAUCUGAAUAAACUUCCUACAUGCAUACUUUCA